AUGAGUUGGGAUGAGGCAGUCGGAGAUGAUGCUCCGUGUAAACGAAAAAUUUACUGCCCGCAGUUGAUGGUGAUGGAUAUCAGCAGUGAGGCUGCCUACGCUAAAUGUAAAAAAAAAAUGCAGAAAGCUGAAGCGAAAAUGGUUUUUAAUGUUAGUGCGAUGUCAACAUUGCCUGCUGAGAAAAACAUAUUUGCUGCUUCAGUAGUUCACAAUUUCCCUCGAAAGGGAGGAAAUGUAACUUAUGACGACGUUGUUCUGGAAUAUAUUCCACAGCCAGUGCCACCGGAUACUAUGAGGAUACGCUUGUAUGUUGCAUUUCCUUCGGACAAAAAAGAGUGGUACAACCAGGUAUGUUUGCAACGUGCUGGAUUAAUUGGAUUAUUAGUUCAAACAUUCAUUACUAUUGAGCUGAGCAAUUUCAAUAAUGGCAGCACAGAUGAUCUGCGUCCUUAUAUCCCCUUUUUAGAUGACUGUUGGACAGAGCAGUUAGCAGGCAUGUUAAGUUCCGACAGAAGACCGAACGAUGACAUCGGGAACAUAUGUCGCAAUAUCUGAAAACUUCAGUUUGUUGCAGAACCGAAAUUCACAGAAAUGACACCAUCUGUAGCACUUUUACAAUUAGAUAAAACAGCUGCUGAGUUAGAUCAUGAACGUCACCUUGCAAAGUAUAUUCGUGGACGUCUUUCUCUUCUUGGUCAAGUGGAUGCCAACAAAUUGCUUCAUUUAGUUUUCCUCCUUUCCCCGCAAAAGAGUGAUGGAACAAUAGAAAAGGAUAAGAUCGAGACAAUACUUGAUUUGAGCGUUAUAAAAUCCGCUGCCUUUCAUUACAUGCCUGCAGUCGCAUCCAAUGUACACCGUUUUUUACGCAAUGUGAAUCGGGAAAACAUUCUGCCGAUUACUUAUUGUUGGCGUGUGGUGAGUUGGGAAGAUGACACGUAUAUACUGCAGCAUACAAGAGGUGGAGUCGCCGCAUGUUAUUUGGGCGCUGUUAUGCAUGAAGUCGGUCAUCUAUUCAAAAUUCCUCAUACUAAUUCUGGAAUCAUGUGUAACGGAGGUGAAAAUAUUCAGACAUUUUUUUUGCCUGCUAAAAAGUUGAAUCUCGGUUUUACGGUAAAAAAAUUUCCAAUGCUACGAAGAAUAAAAGAGAACGUACACACUGUCAGAAUUAAAAUGCAACGUGAAGUCUUGCUCAGACAAAUCAUGGACAGUGUGCUCGAUUCCACAACAAAAUUGCUGAUGACUGUCCAUCCUUUGAUUACACACAAACCACGUAAAAAAAUGUGUCAGAUUUUAUAUGAUGAGGAUACUGGCGUUGUGGAAGUAGAAUCGGGAGUACUUUAUUUGGUCUACUACACGAAUGACGAUUUCAAACGUAUUUGUUCAUUUACGGAACAACAUAUGAAGAAAAGAUUGGUUCUUAAAACAAAGGGAUCGCCUAUUCGAGCUUUAAUUGUUACUAGCGAAGGUAAUUUUUUAUCAGUUCUUGUGAGAAAUACUUCGUGA
Acanthocheilonema viteae is the source of this 1503-nucleotide messenger RNA. The record is from the annotation of a GenBank genome assembly. NCBI's taxonomy places the organism in Eukaryota, Metazoa, Nematoda, Chromadorea, Rhabditida, Onchocercidae.